This is a messenger RNA of Symbiodinium necroappetens, 1233 nucleotides long. Lineage: Eukaryota; Dinophyceae; Suessiales; Symbiodiniaceae. The record is from the annotation of a GenBank genome assembly.
AUGGCGCACACAGAUCCGUUGCUGUUGCUUCAAGGCCCUUCUCGCAUCGGCCCCUCAGCGCCGGCAUCUGGCGCGGCCAGGCUCGGUCCUGCAGGAGCGGUUAUGCUGCCAGUUCUCUACAACUGCCAGCUGGGUUCCACUCCAUUUCUGCGGAGCUUCGCCCGCAUGGACUCUGCUGUGCUUGUUCUGGCACUCGCGAAAGUGGGUUUGCCGCCGUCUUCGCGCAGUCGCUGGCAGCUGAGUGACUUGAGAUUGGCCAGUGCCAAGAUGAGACAGCACCCUACGGGGCCAGCAGUCUGUCCCCUGGCCGAGUUGCUUGACCUGAUCCUGCCGCUUCUUCCUCCGGCGAGCAAACCGGAAUCACGAAUGCCUGUGGACAACUCAGCCUUGACGCUACGCUUUUCUACAGCUUCCGCAAUCGCGGUGCCCAACAAAGUUGAGUUCACAAGCAACACGUACCUCUACUACAACUCCGCCACCCCCCAGCUCGAGUGGUACGUCGGCGGGGCUCAGGUCUUGACCAUCGACGGCAGCGGAGGAACGCUGCACGGAUCGUGGGAUCUCGGCGCGGGCGGGGCUGUCACGUCCGACCGCCGCCUGAAGCGGGACGUGAAGCCUCUGAAGCGCACGCUCCGAGAGGUCCACGAGACCUCCGCGCAGGUGAGCGAUCUCGUACCUCAGGGAGUCUCUGGCGGCAGCUUGCUGCCAAGCUCCAAGGAGAGUGCGGAAGGUGGGGCUCUUUGGACGCUUCGGCAACUCCGCCCCGUGUCCUACUACUUCAAGAAGGGCAGCGAGUCCAAGUACAUGCGGUUCGGCUUCAUAGCCGACGACCUCGAGUCCGUCCUGCCGCAAGUUGUGCGAACAACUCGUGGCAAGGAGUUCGAAGACCAGAAGGGUGUCAUGUACACGGAUCUCAUUGCCCUGCUGGCCUCAGCAGCACAAGGUCAACAGCAGAUUGUUGAGCAGCAGCAAGACCGCAUGGACAAGCUGCUUGCGGAUUUCGCAACGCUGAAGACUGAGCUGCAGACCUUGAAGCAGGAGGAUCUGGACGUGCCGAAGAUCGACCUUCGCGGCAGAAAGAAGAAAGGCGGAAAGGGCCAGCCGAAAGCAAGGGCCACUGAGACAGACAUUGCGAAUACUACAAAUGGCACGAAUGCCUCCAACGCGACCAAUGCCGCUGCUUGGUCCAGGCCUUCGGAGCCGGCAAAAUCUUUGAUCGACGUGUCGAUCUAA